AUUUUUUGUUGUGCAGGUCUAUCAUAACGUGUUGGUUUGCUCAGAAGCUGAUGAUUAACAGUAGAUCACGUGCUAGAGUUUCUCUCUCAUGUCAUUCGGAGUGAUGAUGAUGAUGAUGAUGAUGAUGAUGUAGAGCCUGAAGCUCGCGCGCAUGAAUCAGUGACAGAAGUAGAGUUGUUUCCAGGAGGGAUGUACGAUUCUGUCUUCAAAUUUGCAGUGAAUCAGUUUUAUUGGCGCUGGAAACAAAGUCUGUCCGGAUGUUUGGGGACUCGUGCGCUCUUACAGCUGAACUUAUGCGUCUGGAAUAUUUUCUUAAUAUAACAGAGGGACGUGAUUCUGGAUUCAUGAGCAGGUUUGACUGACGGUAGCUGUACAAAAUGUGCGAAAAAGGCGACAGUCACUUUGGAAAGGACGCUCUUCAGACAGGAGCGACGACGAAAAGUAACAUGGAUCACGCUGAAAUUUCCGAAUGCAGAGACAUGAACACUGUUCCCAUCUGUAGUAACACUCGCUUGUACCGGAGAAGGUGGCUCAUUCUGCUCCUCUUCAGCUCAUAUUCACUGUGCAACGCGUUCCAGUGGAUCCAGUAUGGAAUCAUCAACAACAUCUUCAUGAAAUUCUACAACGUCUCUUCAUUCGCCAUCGACUGGCUGUCAAUGGUCUAUAUGUUGACUUAUAUCCCCUUCAUAUUCCCAGUGACAUGGCUGCUGGAGAGGAAGGGGCUCCGGGUGAUCGCUCUGCUCGCAGCCUCCAUCAACUGCGUGGGAACGUGGAUCAAAGUGGCCAGCGUUCAGCCCAGCCGUUUCUGGGUCACUAUGCUCGGACAGUUCACGUGUUCCUUUGCUCAGGUGUUCAUUUUAGGGAUGCCGUCUCAGGUCGCGUCCGUGUGGUUCGGUUCUGAUGAAGUGUCCACCGCCUGCGCCAUCGGCGUGUUUGGAAACCAGCUUGGUAUUGCUAUUGGCUUCUUGAUCCCGCCCGUUCUGGUGCCCAACGUGGAUGACAUCAGUGAACUGGCUCAACACAUCAGCGUCAUGUUCUACAUCACCGCCGGUGUGGCCAGCCUCAUCUUUGUGCUGGUUGUGUUCGUGUUCCAGGAAAAACCUGAAACCCCUCCGUCUCCGGCUCAGGUGGAGCUCAGAGACAUGCCCACGGGACAGAACUCAUACACGGCUUCAAUCUCAAGACUUUUCCGCAACAAGCCCUUCAUCCUCCUCCUUAUCAGCUAUGGACUGAAUGUUGGAUGUUUUUACGCCGUUUCCACGCUGUUGAACAGGAUGAUAAUAGAGCAUUACCCUGGUGAAGAGGUGAAUGCUGGGAGAAUUGGUUUGACACUUGUCAUUGCUGGCGUGGUGGGCUCUCUGAUCUGUGGAAUCUGGCUAGACAAGACCAAGACUUAUAAGCAGACGACUCUCUCAGUUUAUCUGCUGUCAUUUGUGGGGAUGGUGAUCUACACCUUCACCCUGAACCUGGGUCAUCUGUGGGUCGUGUUCCUCACAUCCGGAGCGCUGGGGUUCUUCAUGACGGGUUAUCUGCCGCUGGGCUUUGAGUUUGCAGUGGAGCUCACGUACCCAGAGUCUGAGGGAACAUCGUCAGGACUGCUCAACUGCUCAGCACAGAUGUUUGGAAUCGCAUUCACCAUCAUUCAAGGCAAAAUCAUCAAUCACUUCAGCACACUGGCCGGCAACAUCUUCCUCUGUGUGUUCCUCUUCAUCGGCUCCAUCAUGACAGUGACUAUAAAAUCUGACCUGCGGCGACAGAAGGCCAACCAAAAGUCUCAGGCAGAGAUAAACGCUGACUCAUCCAUACAUUCCCAAGACGGAAAAUCGUUGCCAGUAAAAGAGGUGAAGAUGUAAGGACAGAAACCAUCGGAAUGACCUUUUUCUUCAGCAUGCGCACACAACUUCAUCAUAUCCAUAAAUCCUCCUAAAAUGUACACAGCCAGUAUCCUGAAUAAUGACAGCUCAGUUUAAUUGCCCAAGCACAAGUGAUUAGUAAGAAAUACAGUAACAAAUGUAUUGCUCAUGAUUAGUUCAUGUUAGUUAAUACAUUAACUAACGUUUAACUAAUGAACUGUAUUGUAAAGUGUUACCAAUGAGGCUUUUAAUGUGUUGGUAAACAUCAUGUUUGCAUGAUGGUUCCUUAGGUCUGACCUAAUGUUUUUAUUACUAGAGUACUAAUCUGGUACAAGUGUCUCUGUAACAGACGCAUCUAGAUCUGAUUCAAGAGAUCUCAGUCUGUGUUCAGGUUGUUGAUGCUGGACAUCACAAUAUUAUUAUGGAAGGUCGAAGUCCUUCAAUAAAACCAUCAACUGAAACUAAAACCUACUUGAAUGUGAAAGAGCAUCAGUCAUGUGAUCAAUGGAGGAUGUGUGAUGCUCAUGUCUUACAUAAUGCAGUACUAACAGACUGCAGCAGGACCCGACAACCAUACAGUGCAGUACACUUUUAAUAGAGACAGUAAAGAUAGAGCAAAGACAGCAAAACGAGGAGCAUAUUACUAACAUUAACUGAUGGUAAAGAGAGAGAGAGAGAGAGAGAGAAAGAGAGAGAGAGAGCACUUCUGUUGCUCUUGAUUGCUCACUCAAAAAAAUAAAACUAAAUUGUAUGUGCAAUUAAAAACAUGAACUGUUACAUGAUUUAUGUAUAAUGAGUGGUUCCCUUCAUUAUUACAGGAGGGCUGUACAGUAAUCACAUGACGUUUUCAAGAAGUUUUCUGUGCGCAAACAUUCGAAGCGCGCGCCCAGAAAGCUGCCUCUCAGACAGUGCGCGAAUAGCUUAUUAAAGAAUAGUUCACCCAAAAAUGAAAAUUAUCCCAUGAUUUACUCACGCUCAAGCCAUCCUAGGUGUAUAUGUCUAUCUUCUUUCAGACCAACACAAUUGGA
Ctenopharyngodon idella (grass carp) is the source of this 2881-nucleotide messenger RNA. RefSeq names its product FLVCR heme transporter 2a (gene flvcr2a). Bases 378 to 1853 code for a protein of 491 amino acids. Gene Ontology annotation, cellular component: membrane. Gene Ontology annotation, molecular function: heme transmembrane transporter activity; heme binding. Gene Ontology annotation, biological process: heme export; transmembrane transport. The transcript has 10 exons. The record is from RefSeq and is a predicted model, not a curated record. Lineage: Eukaryota; Metazoa; Chordata; Actinopteri; Cypriniformes; Xenocyprididae.